AUGGACUUGACCGCUUCAGCAGCGCUGAAUUACACCAUGCCCAACAUGUUUUCCCAACUCGUCGGCGCUUUCGCCCUCUUCACUGCACUCCCCUUUGCACAGACUGCACCAAGUCAUGACAAGCAAUGCUCGACUGCGCGCACGGAGCACAAGCGCAGAUUGUUUGUGCUCACGGAUAUAAGCAAUGAGCCUGAUGAUCAAAUGAGUCUUGUUCGGCUGCUGACGUACGCCAAUGAGAUUGAUAUCCAGGGCAUUUCUGUGACGACUUCGACGUGGAUGCCUGAUAAGAUCGACUAUGAGUCUGUAGUGGGUGUUUUGGAUGGUUAUAAGAAGGUUGUGAAUAACCUCAAUGCCAAUGUUCCAUCUUACGCGCCUUAUCCCUCGUACAAGUAUCUUCUUGACAGAGUUCACAAGGGUCAUCCUGUUUAUGGACGAAAAUCACUCAAUAUGAGUUUGAGUGACGGUGCGAAAGCGCUUGUUAAAGUUGCUGACAAGGCGAGCGUCGGCGAUCCUCUGACUGUUUCUGUUUGGGGUGGAUCUGCGAUUUUGGCUGAAGCUCUUCAGCAUGUUUCUCGCACUCGAAGUGAAGACGCUGUUGACGCUUUCGUCGAGAAGCUUCGCGUUUACGCUAUCUCUGAUCAAGACGAUACCGGUAUCUGGAUCCGUCUUCGCUACCCUCAACUCUUCUACGUGGUAUCUCUGCACGGCUUCAGCGAGUAUACCGUUGCAGCAUGGAACGGUAUCUCAGGCGAAGAAUACCGAAACUUUGAUCAUGGCGGCCCAGAUUCCAGCAUUGUCUCUAAUGACUGGCUCGAGAAGAACAUUCGACUUGGUCCUCUGGGAUCCCAUUACCUGAACUGGUCUUUCAUCAUGGAAGGCGACACACCCGCUUUUCUACCUCUCGUCCAGAACGGUCUUGGUGAUGUUAACCACCCGGAGUGGGGCAGCUGGGGCGGUCGCUAUACCCUCCUGGACCAUACAAACCAGUCGCGAGUCUACGCUGAUACGAGUGACUACGUCGUCGGUGCCAACGGAAAGGCAUUCACCAGCAAGUUCGCAACUAUCUGGCGAUGGCGUAAGGAUUAUCAGUUCGACUUUGCUGCUCGUAUGAAGUGGACUGUCAACUCCAAGUACUCCGAGAACAACCAUCAACCCGUUGCCAUCGUCAAUGGCUCUUGUGGUACUGCCCCGUUGAAACUCAAGUAUAAACCUGGCAGCAGUAUUGUUCUUGAUGCAUCAAACAGUUGGGAUCCCGAUGGUGAUGACCUGACGUACGAUUGGUUCCACUACCGCGAGCCUGGUGGCGCUUACGGACGAGGCUUGGAAGGCUUUGACCCUUCGCUGAAGAUGAAGCCAGUCUUGACACCCAAGAGCCCGAAUGUCAAUAUCACAAGCAUCAAGGAUAAUAGAAGUAUCGUCAAGCUAGAGACAGCCAAAAGCCUGAACGAUUAUCACAAGACGCAGAAGAAGUUCUACUGGCUCAGCUGCAUCCAGAAGAAUGGAAAGACCUACGUUUAUACAGCGCCGAAGAUUGAAGGGACGUGGACGAAGGCUUCGACUAUCUCGAAUUAUUGCUUGUACGAUGCUGGCCUUCUCAUCGAUGAUGAUGACAGUAUCUACGUCUCCUCUGGGCAAUGGACACCCAAUGGUGCUAAGUCUCAGACAUGGAUCUCUAAACUCGACAAAAACUUACAAGUUGAAAAACAAGAGACUGUCUUCAAGUCCAACCAAGAGCUCGGCUACAUCGAAGGUUCUCGGUUCUACAAGAUCAACGGCACCUACUUCCUUUGGCUGACGAACCCUGGCGGCCCUUAUGAUUCAUGGCAUCGUGUUCUCAAAAAUAACGGAAAACCUAUCAAAGGCAGUGGGUCGCCUCAUCAAGGUGCCUUCGUCGAGACACCAGAAGGGGAUUAUUACCCGCAGUCUAACGUCACCAUUGAGCUUAACUACUCCUCCAUGGUAGAUGGAGACCGCGCGGGAUUGGUUUCGCUGCGAUAUGAUGCUGGCUGGAUCGGUAUCGCCAAAGACGGUAGUUCAAUAACACUGCAGAUAGUUGACAAUGCUGCAAUAGACCCUGACAACAGCUUCGUUACUACCUCCAAAGGAAACCUCAUCGCAAGCAAGUCUAUCUCUGGUAGCAAGAUCUGGCUGCGCUACCAAAUCUCUACAGUUUCUCCGAAUCGUUCAACUUUCUUGUAUAGUACAGAUCGCAAGACCUUUGUGAAGUUUGGACAGGACCAUAUUACCAAGCAGGGAGGGCGUAACGUCUUGGGACGCCUUCUAGCCAAUGUGUACUGGCGAACGGCGAACUAUAUCUCAGUGUCUCAUGCAGACUACCGGAGAACGCCGGAUAUCGAAAAGCUGCGACCUAGGCCAUACAGCGAUGGUCUUUCCCAUGAGGGUCUCGUGAACUUGAAGAGCGAACACUGCAUCGCAGGCGAUAUCGUGAUUCACUGCACGGGAUUUGACAAGGGGGACGAUGAAUUCGAACCUAGUCUUAGAUGUGAGCUCGGUCUGGAGUAUGACCCCAAAGAGUUCUCCAGAUGGAUAAUGCUCGAUGAGAAAGCUGAUAGGACUGUGGAUGAUCUCCUACCAUACCUUCGUGAUGCGCCAAGCCAAUACGGCGACUGCAACGUAACCAAGAGAACGAGGCACGGCCCUAAUAGGCAUUACCGCCGUCUGGUGAUGCUCGGAUGGCGAGACCUACCGGCAAGAGAAGAGAUGGAGGUCGAGGCUGGAAACCUCAAUGCGUGCACAAGAAAGAGGUACCUUGAGCAAGGCAAGAAACAUUCGUAUUUCAUAUACGACUACAUUGCUUACAUCGACACACCGAUGAAGGACCUGGGACUUAACCCGUUCCGCAAGAGCAACGUUUUCAAAGAAUGGUUUGUGAGAUAUAAGCCAAGUGACUACAAAACUAUCCUAGACGAGUACCUGAGCCUUCGACGUCAUCGACAGGAGAUUGAGGGUGCAAAGGGGGAGAACGGAAAGGCUGCGUAG
Messenger RNA from Fusarium tjaetaba, 3000 nucleotides. RefSeq lists its product as uncharacterized. Bases 1 to 3000 code for a protein of 999 amino acids. Gene Ontology annotation, biological process: carbohydrate metabolic process. Gene Ontology annotation, molecular function: hydrolase activity, hydrolyzing O-glycosyl compounds; hydrolase activity, hydrolyzing N-glycosyl compounds. NCBI's taxonomy places the organism in Eukaryota, Fungi, Ascomycota, Sordariomycetes, Hypocreales, Nectriaceae. The transcript is spliced from 8 exons. The record is from RefSeq and is a predicted model, not a curated record.